GAUUUUUUUCCUCUUGCUUGCUCUUUCUUGACUUCCUUCUGUCACGCUGCGUGAGUCGUGUUCGUGUUGUCUCGUCGUCGUCGCGUUGUGCGGUUUUCGUGGGCGCUACACAAUGUUGUAAUCGACCAUACAGCACCUUCAACAUUCUUUAAAUUUUAGAACAAAAAUAUAUACAUCACCCGCUAACGUGUUGUGCAGCUAAUAGUUGAUAAAUAAGGGUCGCCGUUUUGGCAGUUAUCACAUGUGUUGAGUGUAAAAAAAGUUAAACAUCUAGUGCGAGAGUAAUUUUCGGAUAAGUUUUAUAUGAACGGCCGUUAGAUUUCUCGUUGCAAAUCUAUGGGAGAUAACUGGUUCCACGCUCACGUAACAAGUGACAAUGUCUUUCGAGUCUCCGCUUGACAGAUUUUGCGGCUCCAAGUUUUGGGACACCAACCUAACAUGGAACACAGACAACCCAGAGCUCACGGAAUGCUUCGAGAAGACCGUUCUCAUCUGGGUCCCCUGCAUAUACCUCUGGCUGGCCGCCUUCCUCGACACAUAUUACAUCAUCAACAGCAAGGAGAGGAACAUCCCAUGGAACCCACUCAACAUCAGCAAGCUGAUAAUCACGAGUUUGUUAAUAGUGUUAACGUUUGUGGACUUGGGAACGACUGUGCAUCGGUUCUCCAGGCAGGAGGAGGAUGUGUUCAACGUGGAUUAUUAUACGCCUAUAGUUAAGAUAUUGACGUUUAGUUUAUCAGCAACACUACUAUAUUACAACCGAAAAUACGGCAUGCGAGCAUCAGGGGUCCUAUUCUUCUUCUGGCUAUUCCUAGCUAUAGCCGGCAUUCCCCAACUGCGGUCUGAAAUUUUCCUACACAACCAGAAAAGAGAUGACGAGAACGUACAAUAUGCGUUCGUCAGUUAUUGCCUGUACUACAUAUUGGCGGUAGUCAUGUUUAUACUCAACUGCUUUGCCGACUUAGCGCCUAGAGAUACGCCGUACAAAUAUGAGAAGAACCAAUGCCCCGAGAGCGCAUCAGGGUUCCCCAGCCGACUAACGUUCAGCUGGUUCGACCCCCUAGCCCUAACCGGGUUCCGCAGAAGCUUGACCGAGAGCGACCUCUGGGCGCUCAACCCGUCGGACUCGUCCAAGGAGGUCGUGCCCAAGUUUGACAAGUUCUGGGAGCGUAUGCUGAGGAAACAGGAGGUUUCCAGCGAAACGCGAGCGACGUACAGCAAAACAUCGGCCAGUGUCAACUUCAAGCCAGAAAGUGAAAGAAAACCCGCAUCCAUACUGCCUGCCUUGUGUCUGGCGUUCGGCCCGCAAUUCUUGUUCGGCUCGACCUUGAAAUUAGCCAAUGAUCUGUUGAUGUUCGUGUCACCACAGUUGCUCAAAUACCUAAUAGCCUUCAUAGGAGAGAAAGACACGCCAGUAUGGAAAGGCUACCUCUACGCGGUCGCCCUACUCUUAUGCGCCUCCAUACAAACCAUGCUGCUCGCGCACUACUUCACGAGAAUGUACCUUGUGGGCAUGAGAAUAAGGACUGCUCUCACUAGCGCCAUCUACAGGAAGUCGCUGAGGAUGUCCAAUGCGGCCAGAAAGGAGUCUACCGUGGGAGAGAUUGUCAAUUUGAUGUCGGUGGAUGCGCAAAGAUUCCUAGAACUGACAGCGUACCUUAACAUGAUCUGGUCAGCGCCGCUCCAGAUAGCCCUAGCGCUCUACUUCCUAUGGGGCAUCCUCGGGCCUUCAGUGCUCGCGGGGCUGGCCGUCAUGAUCGUGCUCAUCCCCGUCAACGGCUUCAUCGCCAACAAAGUCAAGAGUCUUCAGAUCAAGCAGAUGAAGUAUAAGGAUGAGAGGGUCAAGCUCAUGAACGAGGUGCUCAAUGGGAUUAAGGUUUUAAAAAUGUACGCCUGGGAGCUCAGCUUUCAGGACCAAAUUCUUAAGAUAAGAAACAAAGAGAUGCACGUGCUGAAACAGACGGCGUACUUGAAUUCUGCGACGUCAUUCAUAUGGUCUUGCGCUCCUUUCCUGGUGACCUUCCUCACUUUCUUUACGUAUGUGAUAAGCGACCCCACACACAACCUGACGGCAGAAAAGAUAUUCGUCUCGAUGUCCCUAUUUUUCAUGAUACACCUGCCGUUAGGGCUCCUGCCUCUCAUCGUGGUCUCAGUCAUCGAGACUUCAGUGGGUAUAAAACGAUUGAACAAAUUCAUGAACUGUGAUGAAUUAGACAUGAACUCGGUUGAACACGAUCCUAAAGAACCGAACCCCUUGGUAAUGGAAAACGGGAACUUCUCCUGGGGCGACAAGGAAGCAGAACUCACCCUAAAGAGCAUCAACUUGACAGUGCCGAAGGGUCACUUGGUGGCCGUAGUUGGAGCCGUGGGGUCAGGCAAGAGCUCCCUACUAUCGGCGUUCUUGGGCGAGAUGAAUAAGAUCUCUGGACGGGUUAAUACUAAUGGUAGCAUAGCAUACGUCCCGCAACAAGCCUGGAUCCAAAACGCAACGCUCCAAGACAACAUUCUAUUCGGCAAGCCACUAGCACAGCAAAAGUACAGCGACGUCAUCGGCAUGUGCGCGCUCAAGCCGGACUUCGACAUGCUCCCCGGCGGCGACCAGACCGAGAUCGGCGAGAAGGGUAUAAACUUAUCCGGCGGCCAAAAGCAGCGCGUAUCACUCGCGCGAGCCGUAUAUUAUGACGCGGACACGUACUUCCUGGACGACCCCCUCAGCGCCGUCGACUCGCACGUCGGGAAACACAUCUUCGACAAGGUUCUUGGCCCCAACGGUUUACUAAAAAACAAAACCCGCCUAUGGGUCACCCACAACGUGUCGUACCUGGCUCAAACCGACCUGGUAGUGGUCCUGAAGGAGGGAGAGAUCUCGGAGGUGGGCAGCUACCAGCAGCUCCUGGAAAAGAAGGGGGCUUUCGCCGAGUUUCUGCUGCAUCAUCUUAGCGACACGGAGAGGACUUCGCCUGAAGAACUGGACGAAAUCAAAGACGUGCUUCAGAACAAACUUGGCACAGAAUUCAAGGACAAACUGCAGAGGGCCCGUUCUCUCUCGGAAAGCACAUCGGAAUCUGACCAGGUUGCUACAGGAGACCGCGCAGGCAGCGUAAAGAGAAAAACGCCGGAAGCGACACCUGCAGAACUAAAGGAAAAGAAUAAACUCAUUGAAUCUGAGAAGGCUGAAACUGGCAGUGUUAAAUGGAGCGUAUACAAACACUACCUGAUGAACGUGGGCAUUCUGGCGUCCGUCGUGACCGUGCUGAUGAACCUGAUACUGCAGGUGUUCCAGGUCGGCUCCAACUACUGGCUCGCCGUCUGGUCCAACGACGGCGACAUGCUCGUAAACGGCACGGUGGACAAAGAAAAGCGCGACUUGUAUCUCGGCGUGUAUGGUGGUUUGGGCGUCGGGCAAGUGAUGUCGGUGUCGGUGUCGUCGCUGGCGCUGUACCUGGGCACGCUGGCGGCGGCGCGCGCGCUGCACUGCGGCCUGCUCGCCGGCGUGCUGCGCGCGCCCACCAUCGGCUUCUUCGACUGCACGCCCGUGGGCCGCGUGCUCAACCGCUUCAGCAAGGACGUGGACGUUAUCGACAACGUGCUGCCCAUGACGCUGCGCGGGUGGACCUCCUGCUUCUUUGCGGUCCUUGGAACGUUGUUCGUCAUCAGCGUAUCCACGCCCAUCUUCUUGGUCGUUAUCGUACCCGUGGGCGUUCUGUACUACGUCAUUCAGAGGUUCUACGUGGCGACGUCGCGGCAGCUGAAGCGGCUAGAAUCCGUGUCGCGGUCACCGAUAUACUCGCACUUCGGUGAGAGUGUUACGGGUGCGACCACUAUACGCGCUUAUGCAGUCACGCAAAGAUUCGAGGAGGAGUCCGAACGCGGCGUCGACCACAACCAGUCCUGCUACUACCCGAGCUGCAUAGCCAACCGCUGGCUCGCGGUGCGGCUCGAGAUGAUCGGCAACCUCAUCAUCUUCUGCGCCGCGCUGUUUGCCGUGCUCGGCAGGGAAGACGGCAACCCUGGCGUCGUCGGCCUCUCCGUCAGCUACGCUCUGCAGAUCACUCAAACUCUUAACUGGUUGGUGAGGAUGACAUCUGAAGUGGAAACUAACAUCGUCGCAGUGGAAAGAAUAAAGGAAUACGCUGAAACGCAGCAGGAAGCCGUAUGGACCGUGGAGAAGGGCCCGGGCUCCACGUGGCCGGAGACGGGCGCGCUGCAGCUGGAGGGGCUCACGCUCGGGUACCGCGCCGGCGAGCCCGCGCUGCGCGGCGUCACCUGCGCCGUGGCGCCCAGAGACAAGCUCGGCAUAGUGGGCAGGACGGGCGCCGGCAAGUCCACGCUCACGCUGGGGCUGUUCAGAAUCGUAGAAGCCAUGAGCGGCCGGAUCCUAAUCGACGGUAUCGACAUCUCCACCAUCGGGCUGCACCAGCUCCGCUCGCGCAUCACCAUCAUCCCGCAGGACCCCGUGCUGUUCUCGGGCACGCUGCGGAUGAACCUGGACCCCUUCGACGCCUACUCCGACGACGACAUAUGGCGGUCGCUGGAGCACGCGCAUCUCAAGAACUUCGUGCAGGGUCUAUCGGCAGGCCUGCGACACGAGAUAGCCGAGGGCGGUGAGAACCUCUCCGUGGGCCAGCGGCAACUGGUCUGCCUGGCGCGAGCUUUGCUGCGUAAAACGCCGCUCCUGGUCCUGGAUGAGGCCACCGCGGCCGUGGAUCUUGAGACCGACGAGCUUAUACAGAAAACGAUCCGAUCCGAGUUCGCCGGGUGCACCGUGCUGACGAUAGCGCACCGCCUCAACACGAUCAUGGACUCGACGCGUGUCAUGGUGCUGGACAAGGGGCAGCUCGUGGAGUACGCGGCGCCCGACCAGCUGCUGCAGGACAGGAACUCCGUCUUCUACGGCAUGGCCAAGGACGCCGGCCUAGUCAGUUAAGAGCUUACACUAUCUUAAUUUGUGUCGUUUUCAAGCAAAAGGUACCACAUUGUCGCUUGCCAUAAGGACGCUCUGGCAGGUUUUUCGUAUAAAGAUACAAGUAAUUUUCGUCCUAAUGGUAAGCGAAAUUUGGUACCUUUUGAUUGAAAACGUCGCAUUUAGUGACUAACAAGAGGGAUGACGCUAUACGUGAGGAACGAUAGGAUGUAUCUUAUCGCGUCUCGCGUAUAGCGGCGUCCCUCUUGUUAGUCACUAAAUUUAGCAAAGUGUAAUUAAGCCCUUUAGGCCACGCAACUGUGAAGUGUGAAGCCUCCUCCACACUCGGCGCGAAGCCGCGAACGCGAGUGUGGAGUCUAGUUCGCUAAUCAGCGAAAUCGACUCCACACUUGCGUUCGCGGCUUCGCGCCGCAUAGUCUGGAGCGGGCUUGAAACUAACUAUUCAACCUAGUUCAAAAAGUCCCCUUUCUAUACGGCCACAUCUCAAAAUGUAUGAUUAUUGGAGAUUCAAUCUUAGUUAAAAAUGAUAAAAUUAAGUUUCAUUUAAAAAUGUUGGUGGCUACUUGCCAAAUUGCAGGCACGAUGUAUCUUUGAGAUAUUAUUACUAUAUUCAAGCCAUUUCUAACUAUUACUUACGUAUAAAACCCGCACAGAAAACCAGUAUUUUGCGCCAUGAGUUGAUGUUGUUUUGACAACAAAGCAUAAUAGCGGAGCGAAGCGGACCUAAACGCGUAAUCGCCAUGAAUUUUUACGGCGCUUACGACGUUUUGGUCCCGUGGUACAGGUUGUUAUUGUGACUUGGUGAUUUGGUAUGUUUUCUAUAGUAAUAAUAACUUAAUGAAUUGAAAUGAAGAAACGUUGAUUUAAAUUAGUUAAAGUAAUCAUAUUUCACAAAAAAUAUUGAAAUCGAUCUCUAAUGAUAUGAUUCUCCACUUAAGUUUGUGCUUGCCCUUUGGGCCAAAGCGCUCUUAACAAAGACGUGUACACUUGUACAGUUUAUCCUUGGGUUUAAGGUUAAUCCUAGCGUAGUAUUAUCAUCACAAGAAAUGCAAUGUACCUAAAGAUCUAAAUAGAUCUCAAUGCCCCAGCAAAGCAAUACACGGUGCUAUUUGUUGCUCGUCUACGGUAUUUAUUAGUGGUAUCAUCGCCCACACUCUUAACUGUCCAUCGGACCUUACGCCUUUUGUAAUAAUGGAUGGAUGGAUGGUUGCUGUUUGUACCUGCGUUACAUUACAGUAUCUUGUCGGAUACGAUCCAGAGCCGGAUUUAGAGGUCUGAAGGCCCUCGGGGCAAAUUUUUCCGAAGUCCCCGAUUGUGGAGGCCCCUCUUUUAUGGAGGCCCUAAAUCCGGCCCUGAUACUAUCCCAAGUGCCAGGUCGGAGUGCAUCUUAGUGCUUAGGGAAGAUAUUUUUGGUUGUCGCGAUAAUGAUCCAGUGAACAAUAGUUCGAAAAUCAAUGUGGUUACAAUUUUUGCCAGUGAUAUUAUAGUAUGAAUAUUCGUAUAGCGCGUGAAACCGUACUGAUCUAAAUAUUUUGAAAUAUGUCUCACGAUAGUUUAAUUUCGAGUAUACAGUUCCCUCCAACGAUUACUAAGUUGCACGACGAUUUGGUUAAAAAGUGACGUUCCACGGAUAAACGUUCCUUAUUAUGGCACUUACGUCGCGUAGUAUUGGAGCGUCUUUAAUAACGGCGUAAGCGCCGACCGUCAUAAGGUACCUUUACCCGUGAAACGUCACAAAUUAUUAAAAUUAAUUAAUUUAUAAUAAUAUGGAUUACUCUGGUGCAAAGGGUUAUUAAACAAAUAUAUAACUGUAAUAUACUUUUACGUGACCCUUUUCGCCGGGGAUGGGCAAUUUCGGUUCUUUUAUGAUACUUACGAAGCCUUAAACUGAAAUUGUAAAUAUGUAUAAGUACUUAAACUAAGUACUUAACACUUAAUUUCAUUUUUAUUCGUGACAUCUUAAAACAUUUACGUUUUACAGUAAUUUUAUAUUAAAUUUAAUGAACAUGAGGUUUUGAUUAUGAUUUUAGAACUUGUUAUUAAGUAUGUGUUACUACAUUUUCCUCCCUCACUGCCUUCUAAAUUGAGAAUGUUAGGUUUUUUUAUGAAAUUGUCUCGAAUUUGUUAUUUCCUAGUUAAUAAUAUUAUAUAAAUAAAACAAAAAAAGAUCCUCAGAUCAUUGUUGUAUGGUAAUGGUAAUCUAUGUUAUUUUUUAUAUUCAUAAUACUUGAUUAUCUAAAAGACAUUUAUGUUUUAAUAUUUAUAAUAUUGCAAUAUAUAAUUAGUGAGGCAAUAUUACAAUUUACAAAUUGUGAUUUUGGAUACUUAAUAUAAAUAUUCUUAAUUUCAUACCGUCACAAUACAUGUAUGUACUUAAAUUGUUUUAAAGCACAGUGCUUUGAACAAAUUAUUAUUACAAUACUAACAAAGAAAAUAAACAGAGACACUGUACAAUUAGCUCCAUGCGUGAAUUUAUUUUUAUUUUUGGAUUCAUAAUUUAUAUCGUUGGAACACCGGAAAUGAUAAAAAUACUUUUGUAAACCUUAACAUUAUUUUAUUAAAAAAUAUUUAAAAUGUUGAAAAUUUUUGAGCGGUUGAAACGCUCAUAAUUUUUGGCGCGAAUUCGACAGAGCGUGAUGACGUCACACGUUGGGCGGCCCAACUGACGUUUGCUACUAAUGACACUAAUCUGUCGAACGCGUGACGUCACGUGGCGUUUCGAGCGUUUCGCUCGCUAGCUUUUCGCGGGCAAAUUUUUGUACUUUUUAUUUAUAAUUUUAAGUAAUUAAAUGGUAAUUUUAAAACGGAAAUGCAUUUGUAACAUGAUAUAACGGUAACAAACAUCCGAAUAAAACAUAUUUCGUUCAAAUAUAAACUUCAUGCAUGAGGCUAAUUAGGCAUUUGUUAUGUACCCAAUUUCAUUUUAACUUUAUUGUAACUUGUUCGCAGAUAUACGUAUUGUAAAAUUUGUAUAAAAAUGUAGUAAAUAACUUGUUGUUAUAUGUUAAUGGUCCUUUGUAAUAUGCAGAAGGUUCAAAAUAAUAUAGGCCAUGCCAUGGUAAGCAAUACCUCAGAGAGAAAAAUAAAUGCAUUUAUGGAUAAUAGUACUAAGCAGAUAUUUGCAACCAGUGAAUAAAUAUUUUAUAUAUGUAUCUAGUAGAGCCUCCAGGUAUAUGUAUGUAAUGUCAAGAAAUUUAAUUUCAGUACCAUUGUACGGUCGAGAAAUUUAAUUUCAGUACCAUUUCGUACCUUGCCAGUGACAAUAGUAUGAGGUCCCUAGCGGCUUUCAUGUCACUGUGGCAAGGUACGAAAUGGUACUGAAAUAAAUUCUUUGACGGUUCCUACAGUCGGAAACUUAGUUACACCACAGACAACUAGACUAGACAAGGCAAGAAAAGUGAGAAUUAGUGGCGAUUUAUGAGAAUUGUUCCUUAGACGAAUAAAAAUAUCGGACAUCACAGAAAAUAGGUAACCGCUAUGGGGGGUGGCCGACGUUAAGACAAGACAGGUGCCAAAGUGUGGCAAAGUCAUCAUUGAUAUCAGAUUUCUAUGAAAAUAUGUGACGAUCCACGGGUAAAGAUACCUUAUGGCGGUUGGCGUCACGUAGCACCGCAUUAGUACUGGAGCGUCGUUAAUAAUAGCGUAAGCGCCAUAAUUAGGUAUCUUUAUCCGUGGAACGGCACAUGCAGUUUAUAAUGUCACCCCGUCACUUUGUUCUGUUAACUGCAAAGUUAGCGUAGACGGCCUGUAGAGCCGCGAUUCGAUUACCUUAUAUUAUGCAAACAUGUGUGUCGUUCUCAAGUAAAAGGUGCCACAAGGACGCUCUUACAGGUUAUUCCUAUAAAUGUACGCAAAUUUCACCCUUUUGGUAAGCGACAAUGUGGUACAUUUUACUUGAGAACGACACAUUUCAUUGGUAUUAAUUCUAAAUGUACAGUUACAUGUAGUACAGUCGCCAUCAGAUAUAUCGGAUUGACCGAGGUGCUCACAAAUAUCUGAACACGCCUGUAUUGUCAAGGCGUUGGAGUGCGUGUUCAGAUAUUUUUGAGUACCUUGGCCGCUCCGAUAUAUCUGAUAGCUACUGUACUUAGAACUUUUAGCAAAAAGGUACUUUAACGUAUUUAAUUCUCGUCAGUCGAGUUGUCUGUGAUUAAGGCCAGAACACACCAGCUACGUGUGCAUAAAUGUGAACGUGCGUGUGCGCUAAAAUGUUUGAACCGCGCACGCACACGUAACGCAAGCAGUGUGCCGUCUCUCAUAAGAAUCUGCACGCUGCGUCAGACAAAUGUGCACGCAAUCAUAUUAAAUGUAUGAAACCGAUAUGCGUCACGACACAACACAACACGACACGACACGUCAAAUGUGGACCGGGCUUUACAAUGCGCUCGUUCACGUGUACGCACACGCACCCGGUGUGCACACUUACAGGCCUGUAUCCUCGACUAUGGAUGGUAUAGAAAGGAUGCCAAUCUCUUAUGGCAGAAUUGUUGCAAAAGUGACCGCUUUCAGCUUUAAGUAAUAGUUCCUAAUCUCUCCCGUGGCGCUAGUUAAGCUCUGGGACAUGAGUAUAACAUGAACCAUAUAAGGCAACAAAUAACCCGACCAAAUUACGUAGUUUGUUUUUGGUAGUAUUUCGGUGUAUGGUGGCGCCGCCUAAUUACUGUUUUUUGAUGGACACUUUUCAUACAUAGAGAUUUGGCUCCUUUAUAUAGUCUCCAUGUCCUCGACCAUCAUAGUUCCAAGUGCGUGGAACAGAAAUACAACAGUAUUGUAUAUAAUAGUUUGUAAGGAGAUAUAUCUUGCACGGCAUUUUAAUAAAUCACAAUAGAUACAGUGAUUUCAUUAUUAGUGGUAUAACUAUGUGUACUUGGCCUUUGUAAUUCAUAAGUAGAUACUUAAAUUGCAUUCGAGAAUGAUAUUUUUAUAAAAUAACUAGAUAUCUUCUUGCUAUAUAAUAUUCUACAAUAUUAAAUUCACUUUUAAAUAAGUACUUACCUAUUUGUAUUUGUUUGAAGGCAUUUAUAAACUAUUGCUAAACUGCCAACUAUGAAACUAUACUAAUUGAAGUGCCAGUUUUAGUUCAUGGUAUACAAUAUAUUGCCUUGUUAUUGCAAAAAAAAACUUACUUUAAAAUAUUAUGAUCAUAUCCAAAACAGCUUAUAACGUAACCUUAAAUGAUACAGGUGUAUAGAUGUACUCAAUUAACUUGCCUUCUUAAUUUUAAGUGUGUUUUUCAUGUUUCACUGAAGUAUUUUGCGUCACUUUGGUACCAGAGGACGCCUUUUUGAACGUUUUGUAGAUUUAGUUCCAUACUUACCUAUUGUUAGUUUGGUUUUCAUGUUGAAUGCACAGAAAAGUAGGUACACAAAUAUUUAAAUGUUUUUAUUAAGUGACGUGGCAUUUUUAUAAAACUGAAUUUAUGAUUAUUGUUGUAAUUAUUAAUUUCUAUCGAAUUACAGUGGUUCCCUUUAUAAUAAAAUUAUUUGUAAUAAA
Molecule: messenger RNA, 10417 nt
Organism: Cydia strobilella
Lineage: Eukaryota; Metazoa; Arthropoda; Insecta; Lepidoptera; Tortricidae
Gene: MRP
Product: multidrug resistance-associated protein 1
Exons: 26
Coding region: 377-4927 (1516 amino acids)
Biological process (GO): transmembrane transport
Cellular component (GO): membrane
Molecular function (GO): ATP hydrolysis activity; ABC-type transporter activity; ATP binding
Source: RefSeq, a predicted model, not a curated record